This is a messenger RNA of Maniola jurtina (meadow brown), 669 nucleotides long. RefSeq lists its product as uncharacterized. Lineage: Eukaryota; Metazoa; Arthropoda; Insecta; Lepidoptera; Nymphalidae. The transcript has 5 exons. The record is from RefSeq and is a predicted model, not a curated record. Bases 40 to 669 code for a protein of 209 amino acids.
UUAAACAAUAAGUAAAUAAAGACAAUAUACUUUGACAAAAUGUAUAAACUUGUAAUGAUCUCGUGUGUAUUGGUGAUGGUGGCGGGUUGGCCGCAAAUGUUUGCCACCAACACCUUCAAAGUUGGGAUUGAAUACCAGAAUUCCCUACCUAUGGGCGGAGGCUCCGAGAGGUAUCGGCACAGGAACAACCUCGACCCUUUCUACGUCACAGUCACGGCCAGUGCAAAAAAUGGCUACGUGAUCACCUACCUGGAAGUGGAAACAACCACCGACAUUACCGGCGAAGUAGAGUUUGACCUGGUGCAAGGUCAGACCGGCUCCAAGACGAUGGUCUUCCAGCUGAUCUCCAACCAGACUGACUUCCUGAAGUACAAUUACCUGGUGUACGGGAUACGGGAAGAGGAGUAUAAAAAGUUGCACAAUAUCAUCACUAUUCAAAUGAGAAACUCCAGUGCACAAUUGCUGUUUCACAACUGUUUUAUGAUUAUCGUACUUAUAACUAUCAAAAUAAGGUCAUCAUAUGACUCAAAUUUAGCAGCAGGAAGAUUUUUUACCAGGCCUAUGCCCGAGAACGUAUCUCAUCCGAUUAUUGUAUCUUGGAAAUGUGUUUAUAAUACUCAGUACAGAAAACUCCGUCAGCGUGAUUCAGAAUCGUGGGGCGACAUCUAG